CGCAGUGCAAAAUGACGAGUGAAAUUAUAAGUUUUUAUAAGGACAAAACGGUGUUUAUAACCGGAGGCACAGGAUUACUCGGCAAAGUGGUCGUAGAAAAGCUAUUAAGGGCGACGGAUGUGAAACGUAUAUACUUCCUGGUUAGAACCAAGCGGGGUGAGAAAAUGGAAGCACGAUUUGAGUCCUGGAAAAAGGAUCAGGUGUUUGAAGUUCUACUAAACAAAAAUCCACUUGCGCUGGAAAAGAUGACUCCGAUUUCGGGUGACUGCUGUGCCCCGGACUUGGGCAUCAGCGAGACAGAUCGAAGGAUACUGGCCGCGGAGGUGCAGGUGCUCAUACAUGGAGCCGCUUCGGUUCGAUUCGAGGAGCCACUCGAACAUGCAGUGGUCAUCAACACCAGGGCAGUGCGUCUCAUUACCCAGCUGGCGAAGGAAAUGCGACUGCUCGAGUCCUUCGUCCACGUCUCAACAGCGUUCUCCAAUUGUGUGGUGGAUCAAAUCCAGGAGCGAUUCUAUCCGGAACACCUGUCCUGUCCCGUUGACAAGGUGCUUGACAUGCACAAUUCGGUCAGCUCCGAAACGUUCGAAAAGAUGGCACCAGCCUUGAUUGGAAAAUUCCCAAACACAUAUACCUACACCAAGGCACUGGGCGAGCAGGUGAUCCAGGAGGAGGCGAAGGGUUUGCCCGUAGGCAUCUUUCGACCAGCGAUCAUUUUAUCCACGUUCAAAGAACCAGUGCAAGGAUGGGUUGAUGGCCUGCAAGGGCUGAUAGCCAUGAUAUUUGCCACUGCGUACGGGUUUGUUCACUUAUUGCUGGUUAAUCUGAAAGUUAAUGCUCCCAUAGUUCCGGUCGACUACUGCGUCAACGUGGCCAUCGCCUCAGCUGUCCAGAUAGCUAAGAUCUCAAAGCAAAAUAAAAAUGGACCGCCGCCCAUUUACGCUUUCACGCCCAGCGAAUCAAAUUUGGUGACUUAUGAAGAUCUGGCUGGGCUAUGCUAUCAAAAUGGUCUGGAGGUACCAAAUGCGAAAAUGAUCUGGUACCCGUUUACCCAUUGCACCAGAUGCCCCUAUCUGUAUAACAUUGGUAUCUUAUUCUAUCACAUGCUGCCUGGAUAUUUGCUAGACAUUGUGCUGCGUCUGAAAGGCCAAAAGCCGAUGAUGAUCAAGAGUUAUCACAAGGUCCACGAGGGGAUGCGGAGUUUGCUGCCCUUCUCUAGGAAAACCUUUACCAUGGACAUGAAAAAUACCAACGAAAUGUGGCAGUCCAUGUCGCCGGAGGAGAAGGAGAUGUUCAACUUUGAUAUGUCAACAUUGAACUGGAAGGAGUAUUUUACGUGUCUCAUGGACGGAAUACGAUUGUAUUUGUUUAAGGACCUCCGGACGCCGGAUUCCGUUGCCGAGGGAAAGCGGAUUUUAAAAAGGUUUUAUGUAUUGGACAGGAUUCUUAAAACUGUAUUAGUUACAUUAUUUGGUGGCUUUAUUUGGUUAUUAAUCACAAAUUUAGUGCCACUACUGUAACUAUUUUUUUUUAUCUCUUAAAUGAAAUUAUCUCCAGAAAAUAACUGUAAGCCACAUUGGUUUUUACAGGUUUUAUGUAUUGGACAGGAUUCUUAAAACUGUAUUAGUUACAUUAUUUGGUGGCUCUAUUUGGUUAUUAAUCACAAAUUUAGUGCCACUACUGUAACUAUUUUUUUUUUUUUAAUUCUUAAAACAUGCACCGGGUUGAAGGCUAAAUAAAUAAUGAGUUUGUUCUUGAUGGAUCUCAAAACAAAAAUUUUUAUUAAUGUGUUUAGGGGUGUAUUCGGCGUAAUAACUAAUAUUGGAUUCUUGAAAAGUCUAUUAGAAAUGUGAAAUGUAAAGGAAGUUUAAAGUCGAAUUUGUUCUACGCGGUUCGAGUAUCUGUUUAUAAAAUAUUCAUACGCACCAAUUGUUGCGCAAUUGUUUGGCAAUCGAAGCUUGUUCGAACUAUAUAAUUACAAAAUAGCGAAUAAAUUAACACGUCUGCAUUUCGAUUUCCCAUAUAAAUUAGCCAGUCAAUCGGCCACUCAUUAUCCAAGCACAUUCAUUAGGCUCGAGCCAGACUCACUGUCCAAACACACUCAGCACAUGGGUGCACACCCUCGAAUCCAAUUACCUAUACCACAAACCAUCUGUCCAACUACCGGGUUUACUACUCCCUUUCCCUGGGAUGCACUUCAACCCGGCGCACAACGUUUUCCAAUUAGCCAAAUGGAUAUAUCAGAGGCCGCCACGCCACUUGACACCUAAGCGGUUCCGAUCGGAUCCUCUGGACCGCAAAGUGAUAAAAAAUCUCGGGUUCUAAUUUCAUUGUAAUUUCAGCGUAAGAAAGGCAAGGCUAAUUGUUUGCUUAGCACAGGUCAACUGCAAUGCUCAUGGUUUAGGUUUAAUGGCCCAUGUUUAACUGGGCGUAUACGUAAUGUGCAGCGUUGCAGGGUGAACUUCUCCAGCUCGCUAAGUAAGUGUUUACGACGCGAUGCCAUUGGACAUGUGGAUGGAUGUGUGAGUGAGAGUUUGGCCAGACAAUUGAUAUUUUGCGAUCGACGAUUCUGGGUAUAAAUAACUGGUGAAAAAACACCGAACACCUCUCAUUCAAGCAUCAGUCGCGUCUGCGCCGUUCUACGUCGGACAUCGGAUUACGGAUAGCUGAAUACGGAAUACGGAUUUCCGGCCUGUCUUCGCGAAAAGGAUCGUAAUAAGAGCCCAUCGGAAAUGGCAACGGAUGUGCAAUCUUUUUACAAAGACAAAACUGUCUUCCUAACAGGCGGCAGUGGAUUCCUUGGAAAAGGUAUUCCGUCUUCUAGUUGACAGUUGACUCAAUAGAUCUGCUAAAGUGUGGUGUAAAUGCAUUAAACGCACAUAAAUUUAAAGGCCAAAUUCCUGUGAUUUGGACUUUUGCAAGCUAUUUGAUAUAUAGAUGACAUGCAUCUGCCCAGAUGGUUAAAAGUUUGAUGCCCAAAACAAGCGAUACGCAGAACCGGCUGUAACAGUUCCAAAUAUCAGAUCAAAUUCAAGAUCAAGAACAAGUUUAUUGCCGUUUCAGUGACCAUUGCGAAGCUGCUCUGCACCACCGAGGUGAAGCGCAUCUAUGUGCUGCUCCGUGCCAAACGCGGCCAGGAAAUGCGGGAGCGAUGCGCCGCAUGGGAUAAGGAUCCGGUAUUCGGUAAUCUAAUGAAAACAAAUCCCGAGGCUCUGAAGCGCGUGGUACCUUGUGGUGGCGAUUGCCAGGAGCCGGAUCUUGGCCUGAGCAACAGCGAUCGUCAGGUUUUGAUAGAUGAGGUGCAGAUUGUUAUCCACACGGCGGCCACUGUGCGUUUUGUGGAGCCGCUGCACAUCGCCCUGGCUGUUAACACCCGAGCCACCCGACUCAUGAUUCAACUGGCCAAGGAGAUGUCCCACUUGGAGUCCUUUGUCCAUGUGUCCACCGCGUACUCAAACUGCGUGGUGGAGCACGUAAGUGAACGCUUCUAUCCGGAGCACUUGACCUGCCCUGCCGAAAAGAUCCUAGAGCUGCUGGAAAGCAUAAGUCCUGAGCUAUUGGAUAAAAUGGCACCGGCGCUGAUGGGCAAGUAUCCCAAUACGUAUACGUAUACCAAGGCUCUGACGGAGCAGGUGAUCCAGAAGGAGGCGAAAGAUUUGCCGCUUAGCAUUUUUCGUCCGGGUGUCAUAAUUGCCAGCUAUAAGGAGCCCAUGCCCGGCUGGAUCGACAACCUGUACGGACCCAUUGCAGUUCUCUACGGAGCAGCCUUCGGAAUACUGCAUAUCACACUGCUUAAUCUUAAGGCCCAGGCUGGAAUUGUACCCGUGGAUUACUGCGUCAAUAUGGUGCUGACCUGCGCUUGGAACACGGCCCGGGAUACAAGUAUCAAGCUAUCGCCGGAGCCACCUAUCUACAAUUUUACGCCAAAUAAUGAUAACCUGAUAACCUGGGGUGGAUUUCGGGACAAGGCGGCGAGGCUGCGGUACACGUAUCCACUGACCAAGAUGAUGUGGUUGCCGUUUCUGCAUUGCACCACCAUUCCCUGGCUAUUCCGGUUCACGGCCAUCUUUUAUCACCUGCUCCCCGGCUAUGCCAUUGAUCUGGCCUUGCGUUUAUGGGGCAAAAAGCCACGUAUGAUCAAGUUGUACGACAAGAUCCACAAGAACAUUGAUAUUCUGGCACCCUUUGUGAUCACAUCCUGGUCGUUCGAUACCGUCAACACCCGCAAGUUGUGGGCCAAAAUGUCUGUCGAGGAUCAAAAGCUUUACGAUUUUAAUAUGAGCAGCGUCGACUGGGAUGAUUACUUCCUACAGGCACUGGCCGGAGUUCGCAUCUAUCUCGCCAAGGAGGAACCAGGACAGGAGGUAGUGGAAAGGGGACGAAAGAUCUAUAAAAGGUUUGAAUUUCUUCAUCGGCUGCUGCAGUUCACUCUUUGUGGCGGUGCUGCCCUAAUAUUGUGGUCAAUUUUGAAGCGACUACUGGGCUCAUUUGUAUAAUAAUCACAAAUAAAGUUAAUUGGCUAUGAUUUACUCACUCUUUAUAUCUCAUUUUUAACAUCAAAAACAGCAAUUAUAUAGGCGUUAUCAUAGCUAUAGCUAUUUUUAUAAAGCAAAAACCAUCAUUACGUUUUUUGAACGUUCUUUUAGAAGGAUAAUUUUCAUAUAACACGCAAAUUAAGACAAAAAGCAACUUGUAUGCAAUUAAUAAAUGUUUUGGCCGAAGUAUUAAGCUUGAACUCACUAAUGGGCUGAGGAGAACAGGAUGCUAUCAAUUGAUGAAUAAGAUUACACCACAGACAAAGUUGUAGAAACAGCCCUGCGAUUCCCGCCAUUUGAACGUGACAACAGUUGGCAAUAGACUGAGCCAGGCCAAAAGCCCAAUGCCAUUUACAUGGCCAAUCACUUUGGACCGAGGCUGUGAAUUGGACGCAUCCGUUUCCGCCGCGAAUUCCGGACCAAACCAGACGGAAGCUGUCGAACGUCGCCGGGAAAGACGGGGUUACAUUUGCCGCCAUUUUCCAUCGAUUAAGUUAAUUCGAUUUGGGGAUUAAGAGAGGGGUCGGUUAGAAACACUAACAAAAAUUGGGAUAACUUAUAAUUAAGAAGGAUGAGAAGAAUAAAUAGUUUGUUUAAACAGCUAUGCAAGUUAAGACAAAACAAUUUUUCAAGUGACAUUUAAUGGAUAUUAUUUAUCAAACAAGGGCACCACUUAAAUAAAUAUAGUUUGCUAUCCAGCC
This is a messenger RNA of Drosophila melanogaster (fruit fly), 5233 nucleotides long. RefSeq lists its product as uncharacterized. Gene Ontology annotation, molecular function: oxidoreductase activity, acting on the aldehyde or oxo group of donors, NAD or NADP as acceptor; alcohol-forming long-chain fatty acyl-CoA reductase (NADP+) activity; alcohol-forming very long-chain fatty acyl-CoA reductase (NADP+) activity. Lineage: Eukaryota; Metazoa; Arthropoda; Insecta; Diptera; Drosophilidae. Gene Ontology annotation, cellular component: membrane. The record is from RefSeq and is marked reviewed. Gene Ontology annotation, biological process: fatty acid derivative metabolic process. The coding region runs from base 3138 to 4493 and encodes 451 amino acids. The transcript is spliced from 8 exons.